This is a messenger RNA of Malassezia sympodialis ATCC 42132, 255 nucleotides long. It is a transcript of the gene CBP4, whose product is annotated as Cbp4p. The record is from RefSeq and is a predicted model, not a curated record. NCBI's taxonomy places the organism in Eukaryota, Fungi, Basidiomycota, Malasseziomycetes, Malasseziales, Malasseziaceae.
AUGGCCGGUGGCGCAGCGAAUUGGUUGCGGGCCCUCACGGGCGGCUCUGUGAUUAUUGGCGUAGGCUACCUGCUGCUCAAGACUGCUACGCCGAACGAGCAGGAGCUCUAUGAUAGUCUGUCCCCUGACUUGCGCCGCAAAGUGGAUGCACAACGACGUGCGCACGUCGAUGCCGCGCGCGCUGCUGAGGUGAAGCAGGAGCAGGAGCUUCUUGCGGCACAGCAGGACACGGCCAAGGCACGCUGGAUCCAGUGA